This is a messenger RNA of Acaulospora colombiana, 441 nucleotides long. Lineage: Eukaryota; Fungi; Glomeromycota; Glomeromycetes; Diversisporales; Acaulosporaceae. The record is from the annotation of a GenBank genome assembly.
AUGAGUUCAUUGGUGGAAGUGAAUAUGGUAAAUAAAGAGCGUAAGAGAGGCGAGCGAGUGGAGGUCGCCUGGUAUCGUACCGCGCUCAGCCCCGUCCGACUUGAGUUCUUCUUGAUCAUCGUCUACGUAACCGCUGCAGGUGAGCAGGUCACAAGGUCACGGCGAGCCUAUGAAAAGGCGAGAUCGGAGAGAGAAGAAGAAUCAUCGGAGAAUGGGACUGGGAAAAUUUUUUGGCAACUGAUCGAGUGGAUUUGCAAAGUCCGACGUCUUGAAGCGCAUGCUUAUUGCCUAAACACUCUAAACCUUUACACCACCGCCUUGCAGGGCAGCACCGAGGCGUGGUUAAACGAGGUAAAAAAGGAUUGUGCCAAAGAGGGAAGGGAGAGCGGUUCGGGAAAUGAAUUGAGAAGUCGAGAAGUCGAAGCUCGUGUUCAGGGUUGA